This is a messenger RNA of Baudoinia panamericana UAMH 10762, 496 nucleotides long. RefSeq lists its product as uncharacterized. NCBI's taxonomy places the organism in Eukaryota, Fungi, Ascomycota, Dothideomycetes, Mycosphaerellales, Teratosphaeriaceae. Bases 136 to 399 code for a protein of 87 amino acids. The transcript has a single exon. The record is from RefSeq and is a predicted model, not a curated record.
CUCUUCGUCUCAAUGCUGCUAUGCCCGAGCUCCUGGACGUCAUCGAUGCUUGCCGAGGUCUCGCCGACGCGAGGGUUCGUUGGGUCAACACCGAUACAGGAGGAGUGAACCUUCCGACCCUCAAAUGCUUGCCCAAUGGCAAAACCUUGUGCUGAGGCCUACAAGUUCAGGUGCAGAGACAGUACCGCAAGACAUCGAUCGCAGGAGCGCUUAUGUGGAAGACAGCGGCAGGGAUUGAGCACUGGCGAUCAUGGCCUAGGGCGACGAGUCUGUUCGCCAACGCCUUCCGAGCACCAGACCAUACAGACCGUAUGGGACGUGCCCGUCACAUAUUGGCUGUUGACCGCAUACUCGGGUGACCUCGCCCUCUCUAUGCUCGUAAUUCCUCAGUUGGGCUGAUGUCAAGCUUGAGCUGUGCGAUAUUGGGGCGUCCUUCCUGCCUCGUACCUCAUACUGGUAUUCUACUGAGCACCUCGCCGGAAGUCCGAAUUGCCCA